Messenger RNA from Galeopterus variegatus (Sunda flying lemur), 2469 nucleotides. It is a transcript of the gene ZFP37, whose product is annotated as ZFP37 zinc finger protein. Bases 64 to 2187 code for a protein of 707 amino acids. The transcript is spliced from 6 exons. Gene Ontology annotation, biological process: regulation of transcription by RNA polymerase II. Gene Ontology annotation, molecular function: DNA-binding transcription activator activity, RNA polymerase II-specific; RNA polymerase II cis-regulatory region sequence-specific DNA binding. Gene Ontology annotation, cellular component: nucleus. The record is from RefSeq and is a predicted model, not a curated record. NCBI's taxonomy places the organism in Eukaryota, Metazoa, Chordata, Mammalia, Dermoptera, Cynocephalidae.
GUGGCAGGACGUAGCAGUGGGGUCCACGGCAUCCCCACAUGUAGCUGUGUGACGGCGACUCUCAUGACGAGGACCCUCCUGGUAACCCCCUCGCCCCGCUCUGCUGCCCGACCCAGUCCCAGAGGCCCCCGCGUCUCCGCUGUACGGCGGGGUCUUUGCCAAGAUGGCCGCGCCCGCGGGCGAUUCCACAGGGGCGCCGCCAUCGCAGCUGCGGGACCGGCUGCGGCCGCUCUCCGGGUGAUCGCCAUGACGGCCUCCGGCUGCGACCAGAUCCUAACAAAGCUAGAGACCGUUAACCUGAGGAGGAUUCCGGAUACUGCCGAAGAGGCCGGGCGUCCACUGGAGAUUGCUGUGCCCACGCCCGGGGCCAGCGCCGCGGGAUCAGUAACAUUCAAAGAUGUGACUAUGGCCUUUACUCAGAAGGAAUGGGAGCAGUUGGAUCCCACCCAGAAGAACCUGUACAAGGAUGUGAUGCUGGAGAACUACAGCAACCUAGCCUCAGUAGGGCAUCAAGCUUCCAAACCGGAUAUGAUCACCAAGUUGGAAAAAGGGGAAGAGCCAUGGUUGGGGAAGGGGAAAAGACCCAGUCAAGGUCAUCCAAGUAAAAUAAAAAGUCCCAAGCAAAUAGGAGCCAAUGGAAAAGUCAAGCUAGAUGAUGACCAGCUAGAGAAUAACCAGGAAUCUCAGAACAAACUCCUUAGGGAGGUUGCAUUCAAGAGGAAAACUCUGACUAAGAAGAAAGGCAGUGAGAGUGGUUCAAGGGGGAAAAGAAAUAGCAUGAGUACAAAACACAACCCUUCAACAAAAAGCCUUAAAUUUGAUUCACAUGGAAAGAGUUUGAAACAGAAUCUGGACAUACAUGGUCAUGUAAGAAACUGUGCAAAAAAGAAAUCCGAUGUAGCUAAAGAACACAGGAAAUUAUUUAGCCAUACCUUAUCUGAUACAAAGAAAGACAAAAAUCAAACUGGAAAGAAACAUGAAAAAUUAUCCAACCACAGCUCAUCUGAUAAAUGUGACAAAACUCAAACUGGCAAGAAACCUAAGAAAUUAUGUUGUCAUGGCUCAUCCCGUACUAAGCAAGACAAAAUUCAAAUUGGACAGAAACAUGAGAAAUCAUCUAGCCAUAGUUCUUCUAGUAACCACGACAAAACUCAAGCUUGCGUGAAACCCUAUGAGUGUGAUCAGUGUGGAAAGGUUCUCAGCCAUAAACAAGGACUUAUUGACCAUCAGAGAAUUCAUACUGGGGAGAAACCAUAUGAAUGUAAUGAAUGUGGGAUAGCCUUUAGCCAAAAGUCACACCUUGUUGUACAUCAAAGAACUCACACUGGAGAAAAACCUUAUGAAUGUAUUCAGUGUGGCAAAGCCCAUGGUCAUAAACAUGCCCUCACUGACCAUCUAAGAAUUCAUACUGGAGAAAAGCCCUAUGAAUGUACUGAAUGUGGGAAAACCUUCAGACACAGCUCAAACCUUAUUCAACAUGUGAGAUCUCAUACAGGUGAGAAGCCCUAUGAAUGUAAGGAAUGUGGAAAAUCCUUUAGGUAUAACUCAUCUCUUACUGAACAUGUUAGAACUCAUACAGGUGAAAUACCAUAUGAAUGUAAUGAAUGUGGAAAAGCCUUUAAGUAUAGUUCAUCCCUUACUAAACAUAUGAAAAUUCAUACAGGUGAGAAACCCUUUGAAUGUAAUGAAUGUGGGAAAGCUUUCAGCAAGAAGUCACACCUCAUUAUACAUCAAAGAACUCAUACUAAAGAGAAACCUUACAAAUGUAAUGAAUGUGGAAAAGCCUUUGGACAUAGCUCAUCUCUUACUUACCAUAUGAGAACUCAUACAGGUGAAAGUCCCUUUGCAUGUAAUCAAUGUGGGAAAGCCUUUAAACAAAUUGAAGGCCUUACUCAACAUCAAAGAGUUCAUACUGGAGAGAAACCCUAUGAAUGUAACGAAUGUGGGAAAGCCUUUAGCCAAAAGUCACACCUCAUUGUACAUCAGAGAACUCACACUGGGGAGAAGCCCUAUGAAUGUAAUGAAUGUGGAAAAGCCUUCAAUGCAAAGUCUCAACUUGUUAUCCAUCAGAGAUCCCACACUGGAGAGAAACCCUAUGAAUGUAAUGAAUGUGGAAAAACCUUUAAACAAAAUGCAUCCCUUACCAAACAUGUGAAAACUCAUUCAGAAGAGAAAUCUCAUGAGUGACAUGAAUGUGAGAAAUCUAACUGAACUGAAGGUUCUGUUUAACCUUAGAAAUAUUCUGAAUUUAAAGAAUGUUAAAAAGCCUUUAGAAAGAUAUUGCACCUUGUUACACAUGAAUUUGAAAAAGGAUCUUUACAUGGAAGCAAUGGAUGGAAAUAAGAGUUUAAACUUGAUACCGAAACUUUUAUAGAAAAUAGUUUUAAAAAUACUCAAUUAUUAUAAGUUAUCUACAUGUUCAGACUGAAACGGAAAGCAUUAAAAAAUUGUGAAUAAAUUGAAUAACCA